This is a messenger RNA of Eleginops maclovinus (Patagonian blennie), 1023 nucleotides long. It is a transcript of the gene arpc3, whose product is annotated as actin related protein 2/3 complex, subunit 3. Gene Ontology annotation, biological process: Arp2/3 complex-mediated actin nucleation; regulation of actin filament polymerization. The transcript is spliced from 7 exons. Lineage: Eukaryota; Metazoa; Chordata; Actinopteri; Perciformes; Eleginopidae. Gene Ontology annotation, molecular function: actin filament binding. Gene Ontology annotation, cellular component: Arp2/3 protein complex; cytoskeleton. The record is from RefSeq and is a predicted model, not a curated record. Bases 144 to 680 code for a protein of 178 amino acids.
CUAGUGCCCCCGUGUGGAUGGUACGCUACAUAACACGUGUCCACUUCCUGUAAAGCUGAAGGGUGGGACAGGCGGAAGCUGGGUGCUGCAGUGCUAGUAGUUUUUAUUUUGCUGAGCAGUUGGACUGAUAUUUAUCACUCAGCAUGCCGGCGUAUCACUCGAGCCUGAUGGUCCCCGACACCAGGAUGGUGGGGAAUAUGGCUUUGCUACCCAUCAAAACCCAGUUCAAGGGACCAGCCAGAGGAGACGGCAUGGAGACUGACAUCGUUGAUGAGGCUAUCUACUACUUCAAAGCCAAUGUUUUCUUUAAGAACUAUGAAAUCAAGAAUGAGGCAGAUAGGACGCUGAUCUAUGUGACACUGUACAUUUCUGAAUGCCUAAAGAGGCUACAGAAGUGCAGCUCCAGGAGCCAGGGAGAGAAGGAGAUGUACACUCUGGGCAUCACUAACUUCCCCAUUCCUGGUGAACCUGGCUUCCCUCUCAAUGCUAUGUAUGUCAAGCCUGCAAACAAGCAAGAGGACGAGACCAUGAGAGCAUACCUCCAGCAGAUCCGCCAGGAGACCGGCUUGAGGCUAUGUGAUCGCGUGUUUGACCCUCAGACAGACAAACCCAGCAAGUGGUGGGUGUGCUUUGUCAAAAGGCAGUUCAUGAACAAAAGUCUCUCCGCCCCUGGACAGUGAACAACUCAGGACUCAGGUUUUUGAUUCUACACCUGCAAGACGGAUGGAUGGAUUUGUUUUUGGUGGGGAGGGGGGGGUUGUUAUUCUGCAUUGCUAAGAUGAUUUUAUACUCUUUAAGUUUAGGGAGAAGUCUUCACUUGUCUGGAUGUUGACCAUAUUGAGCUGGUGCUUAAUUCAAUAAAGCAAUCAUGGAGAUUAGAAAAUAAUGUAGUGCUUUCUUCUGUUCUUAUUGCACUUCACACUCAAAACAAGGCACAUCUUCAAGAGUUGAGAUUAUUUUAGAGUGAGUAGCUCUGUAUGUGAGGUUCUUUAAAAUGUAUUUCAAUAAAAUAACUUGGUGCAA